Cyprinodon tularosa is the source of this 2216-nucleotide messenger RNA. Its product is annotated as fibrous sheath CABYR-binding protein-like. Bases 282 to 1412 code for a protein of 376 amino acids. Lineage: Eukaryota; Metazoa; Chordata; Actinopteri; Cyprinodontiformes; Cyprinodontidae. The record is from RefSeq and is a predicted model, not a curated record. The transcript has 4 exons.
AUAGGCAUACUGUGAGCUGGAGGUAGUGAGGGAAACAUUGCAUUUCAUCCUGUGCUGCUUUGCUGCAUGCAUGGGACAGAUUGUCAUACCAGCCCAAAGGACACAGCUUAGGGGAGAUAAUGGUUCCUAUUGAGUUUAAGGACCUGAAGAGAGUUUAGGUGCCCAUGUUUGCACAAAAAGACAGACUCCAGCUUUAAAAAGGAGGCCUCCCUGAUUGCUUGUCCUUGCUUGUUCCUAAAUCAGGUCCAGCUUUUUAUAUUUACUACAUUUUGCUUCUCAGCAUGGGUUGCUCAUCAUCCAGUGCGCAGACUGUGGAACAGGAGAAAAGACCAGGCACAAAGCCUGAGGAGACCAAAGGAGAUACAGUGGCAGUCAAAAAUGGUAUCAUCACAGAAGAUGUCCAAACCAUUGCGGAUCAGAUGCAGCUGCCUGCGCAGACCCCCUUACCAGAUGAUCUCAUAUCCGGACCUGAAGACGGAACCGAGGCCGUCUUAAUGGCCAUGGAGGCCCAGGAGGAUCUCGGCUCUGGGGAAGAUCUCUUAGAAGCUCCGGACCCACAACCAGAACCAGCAUCUAGUGAGGAGCCGGCCCCACAGCCUGCAUCCUCUGCAGCUGUAGAAGAUUCUGCUGAGCCAGAAGUCGCUUCCCCAGUAGUUGAGGUCGAACACACAGAGGAGGAGACGCUGCCUGUAGAAUCUCUUCCAGCAGAAGCCCCUCUUGAAAUCAAAGCACCUGAAGCCACAGAGGAGACCCCUGAUGCUAAAUCUGUUGAAGCUGUGCAGACAGAGGUUCUGGUUUCAGCUGAGGAGGUUAGUGAUGCAGCAGUAGAGGAGCCAUCAGACACCCCCCAGGAUGUGGAAAAGGCUGAAGCUGAAGAAUCAUCCAAAAUACUGACAGAAGGUGUAGAACUUGUAAACGAUGAAGCCCCAAAUUUCAAUACUACAGCAGAGACUGCCUCAGAGGAUACAGGAACAGAAGAAGCUUCCACACCAACUCCAGUUUCAGCACUGGCUGAACCAUCAGGGCCUGCAGACACACCUGAGCCAUUGAUAGACACAGCCCUCGCUGCAGCCAGUAUUCCAGAGAUGACUCCAUUAACUCCCACUACAGCGCUUGCUCCAGCCGAGCAUAAUUCUGUCACUGAGGAGGAAACGCAGGUUGCUUCCUUAGCAGAGGUGCCGGGUCCUGCAGAGGUCACAGCGGCCCCCAAUCCAGCCCAGACCCCUGAAGCUCCACCAGAGACCGGAGUCACAGCAGAAGUUCCUGUGGUGAACCCCAUCACCACUAAAUCUGAAGCCGCUUCAGAUCCAGAACCUGCUGCUGAACCAGUUCCUGAACCUCCACCAGAGGAGACGUCUAUAACUGAGGCCUCUAAGGAAACAGAGGCUGAAAUAACCAAAAAGCAGGACUAAGAUGUUUUUUGUCUUUCACAGAUCAGAUUCACCAAAAAGAAAAAAAACAUCAAGGGGAGCUGUGAAGAAGCUGUGAAAACCUAACUCCCAUUUUUAUCUCAUCAACAUAAAAAUAAUAGCCUUAAUAAGUUUUCAUUCAGGAUGGAUCAGGGUUUCUUAUCAUUUUUUGCAUACAUGUAAACCUUUGCUGCAGAGAAAAAUAUUUUUUCUACUGGAAAGCACAAGUGCCUAAAGCCACACAUGUUGGCUUAUACACCAAAAAUGCAACAAGGACACUUUGAUGGCUAUAUGAGGCUGCAAUACUGUGAACUGUUGUUUAACAAGGGUAGUUACUCUGGGCUGGGGGUAUUUAAAACCUAUGAAGGGUGAAUCCAGUAAAUCCUUCAUUUUUCUGGAGAAAACAAGCCAAAUUUGACUGUGAAUAAAAUAAUGCGUAAUGAGGAAACCUAACGGGAGGGCCGGGUUAUCUUUGUCUCACCAAUAUCAGUGAUAAGGAUCAGGUGAAUCCUUUGUGUAAUCAGAUUUUACACAAAAAAGGAUCAGUUAUUCCUACUGCAGCAAAUGAUUUUAACAUUUUUCAUGCUAAGUUCAAAAUGUUGUUCUUUUUAGUUUAACGCAAAAAUAACAUUGUAAAAAAUUUACAUCCAUUUAUGGCUAUUUUUCUUAAAUUAAAUGAUUUUUUUUCUUUUCAUUUGAACAGGUAGAUCAAUUUGCCAAUGGAAUAAGAUAAUUUAUAUUUAAAUAAGACAAAAUAACUUCAAUAUCUUAUUUCAGGUGCACGAUAUCCAAUGAUCUUACUUGAAG